CCUGCUGCGCUCCCGCCUACAGCUGAUGUCAAACUUGUCAGAGACAACAACCGCAAAACAAGAGGAACUGCCCACGACGGAAUCCGCAUUUUCACCGUAAAAGAUUUUAGGAUAGUUCGGAACAAAGGACAGCACGACGCAGCAGCUUUAUUUACGAUUUGUGGAGAGGGAUACUUGGCUUCUUGCUGAAAGAGUCAUUGCUGGAAAGGACAGAGGUGUAAGCUCCUACAGCUUACAGGCCACGAAGGCGUAGGCUAACGCGGAGGACACUUAUACGAAACGAAGAUUUACGACUCGACGAUCAUUCAAGAACACGAAUAGCCUCAGAAAGAAUAACGACCCCGCGCAAUGAAUAUCCGACAGAACCUCUUUGGCCAAAGUCCAAAAGCCGGACGGACAGCAGGCGGAUACGAUCGUCCACCCGCAACUCCUCCAAGAGACGAAGUAAUGGUGGGCGGAUAUGAUGAUCCAAGACAGUAUGGGAAUCCGCCCAGACAGAGCUAUGGUGCUCCUAUGUCUCCGGAGAGACAAAUGCCUUCACGGCCACCCGUUGGUAGAGCGCCUCCACAGCCGAAGUCUCCUGGGAAGAGAAUACCGUUGAGGAUAGCGAAGGUAGAAGACAAGACUUUGCAAAGCCAAUACAUUUUCGGGAAUCUAUGUGCGGUAUCGCCUAUGGAUUUUCCUCCCUCGCGAGAUGGCUCGGAUCUCUAUAUUCUCCUGAAUGGAAGAAAUGUGGUUACAGCUCGACCGUUACAGGGAUUUCCUCCUGGAUGUAUAAGUCUGUCGGAUCCGCAGCGAACAUGGUGCGAUGUGGGAAUGAUGGAUCAAAUUACAGCUGAGCUUUACGAUCCCUUCCAACAAGGCCCAAGCACAUAUCUAGGAGCUCUUGAUGUCGAUGUGGGAUUUGCGUCUCUGAAGAAAUUCACGGAGACUCCAUAUGACCAGGAUGUUUUGGCGGAUGUGUUCAUCAAGCAAUUCGAGAACCAGAUCUUUGCUCCGGGACAAAGGUUACUCAUGGAUUACAAGAAUAUCCCUCUGAUGUUCAUGGUGAAGACUGUACAGCUGGUUGAUCUGAGCAUGGAGAAGAGCUCUGGUGCUGCGCCUACAGUAUCGAAUCUUGCUGCGCGGGGUAUCUUGACUAGACAUACACCGAUUACGUUUUACAAAGAUGCGAAAUCACCAAUCAAGCUUAAGGGAUCUUCCAAGCGGCCGGCCGCCAAUUCCAUCAUUGCCCCAGAUUUCAAGUUCGAGGAUAUGGGAAUUGGUGGUCUAGAUACAGAGUUCAGUGCCAUCUUCCGAAGAGCCUUCGCUUCACGUAUCUUCCCUCCGGGUUUGAUUGAGAAAUUGGGUAUUCAGCACGUGAAGGGUAUUCUGCUUUAUGGACCUCCUGGUACCGGAAAGACGCUUAUUGCGCGUCAAAUUGGAAAAAUGUUGAAUUCGAGAGAGCCGAAAGUCAUCAACGGUCCAGAAGUGCUGAAUAAGUAUGUCGGUCAAUCAGAAGAGAAUAUUCGAAAGCUCUUCGCGGAUGCUGAGAAGGAGUAUAAAGAGAAAGGAGACGAGAGCGGACUCCACAUCAUCAUUUUCGAUGAGUUGGAUGCGGUCUGUAAACAGAGAGGUAGCGGAGCUGGUGGUGGAACUGGUGUCGGCGACAGCGUUGUCAAUCAAUUGCUGUCGAAACUCGAUGGUGUGGAUCAACUCAACAAUAUUCUGUUGAUUGGAAUGACCAACCGUAUGGACAUGAUUGAUGAUGCUCUCCUCCGUCCUGGACGUUUGGAGGUGCAUAUGGAGAUCUCACUUCCGGACGAGGCAGGCCGAGCUCAGAUCUUGAAGAUUCAUACCUCGAAGAUGCGGGACAAUAAUGUCAUGGAUACGGACGUUAAUGUUCUUGAGCUUGCUCACAUAACGAAGAACUUCUCGGGAGCCGAGAUUGGAGGUCUGGUGAAGUCAGCAUCUUCCUUUGCUUUCAACCGCCAUGUCAAGGUUGGCACUGUUGCUGGUGUCAGUGAUGACAUUGAGAACAUGAAGGUCAACAGAGGAGAUUUCAUGAAUGCUCUUGAGGAAGUCAAACCCGCAUUCGGUGUCUCUGAAGAGGAGCUCGAGACUGCCAUGAGCGCUGGCAUUCUGCACUACAGCCCAUAUAUCGAGAAUAUCCUCAAGGACGGCCGUCUCUUCGUCGACUUGGUCAAGAAUUCAGCCACCACUUCAUUACUGUCAGUUCUGCUUCAUGGUCCACCAGGAUCAGGAAAGACUGCUCUUGCGGCGAAGAUUGCGAAGGACUCUCAAUUCCCAUUCAUCAAGCUCGUCUCUGCUGAAAAUAUGGUUGGAUUCAGCGAGAUGGCUAAGAUCCAAUACCUAAACAAAGUCUUCACAGAUGCGUAUAAAUCACCACAAAACAUCGUCGUAGUAGACAACAUCGAGCGAAUCAUUGAGUGGGUCCCUAUCGGACCACGAUUCUCGAAUCCAGUCCUCCAAGCCUUGAUGGUUCUCCUCACGAAACAACCUCCCGCUCCCCGCCGUCUCCUCAUCCUAGGCACAACCUCCCAACGCUCCGUCAUGCGCCAACUCGACCUCCAACAGAUCUUCAACCGCGAACUCGCCGUGCCGAACAUCACCUCGCACCAGGAACUCGCGUCCGUGCUGCGCGAAGUACAAGCGUUCGAGCACGAGAGCGAUCUCGCGGAAUCGCUGAAUGAAUUGAGAUCUAUUACGGGCACGGAUGAGGUGGGUGUGGGGAUUAAGAAAGUGUUGCUUGCGGUUGGGGAGGCGAAGCAGGAUAGUGAUAUGUCCGGGAGGUUGGCGCAGGUUAUUAGUGAGCAGAUGGUUGCUAGUCGAGGAUAGAAUAUGGAGUUGGGGAAUGGCAGAGAAAAGAAAGAGUGUAGAAUAGUAGAAUGUAUUGGGUCUGGUUUGACUGUUUUUAGUUUACGUGGUUACUACCUCGUACUCGUCGCUAUGUAAGUGAGAACAGGCUAUGGCAGUGUUCUGGCCCCCAUGACAUUAUAAAAUCUGGGUUGGGUUUUGUUGCUUGGUCUUCUAGUGCUUGGAGUUGGACAGGACUGAGAAGGAUUAAGAUGAGAGCGAGUGGAUUCACAUUAGAAUGGUUCACAUCAUG
Molecule: messenger RNA, 3109 nt
Organism: Mollisia scopiformis
Lineage: Eukaryota; Fungi; Ascomycota; Leotiomycetes; Helotiales; Mollisiaceae
Product: AAA-domain-containing protein
Exons: 3
Coding region: 349-2838 (829 amino acids)
Biological process (GO): Golgi to plasma membrane protein transport; SNARE complex disassembly; intra-Golgi vesicle-mediated transport
Cellular component (GO): Golgi stack
Molecular function (GO): ATP binding; ATP hydrolysis activity
Source: RefSeq, a predicted model, not a curated record